Molecule: messenger RNA, 1308 nt
Organism: Cutaneotrichosporon cavernicola
Lineage: Eukaryota; Fungi; Basidiomycota; Tremellomycetes; Trichosporonales; Trichosporonaceae
Exons: 1
Coding region: 1-1308 (435 amino acids)
Source: RefSeq, a predicted model, not a curated record
AUGGUCGACAACGUCAACCUCAACUCGCCUGCACCCGCCAUCUCAGGCAGCAGCCCCUUGUCCUCCGUUCCCAAGACCAACUCGACGUACUCGAUGACCAAGGCCAACAUCCCUCCCAAGCCCGUCACAGAGGACUUUCCCUCCCCCUCUCAUAUCCGCACCAACCGCGUCAUCGACGUGAGCCACCUCACCAAGGACGAGCGCAAGUCUCACAACCGCCGGUCUUUUGGAAACGGCUUCUCAACCCGCAAGUUCCGCCUCAACGGUAAUGCCGUGUUCAACGCGGCCAUGGACAAGCACUACGGCAGCGAGAGCCGGGACAGCUCUCCUGCUCGCUAUUCGUCUACCCAGUCGCUGUCCACCCGCUCCAGUACUCCUGUCGAGCAGAGUACCAAUUCUCCCGCACGCAACACGACCCCUCUCAACGGCAACGGCGCGUCCUUCCUGCCCAUAAACAGUAUUUACGUGAACAACGGCCCGCCUUUCUUGCCCAUGAACAACAUGCACCCCAACAACGGCAUGUUCUUCCCGCCCACCAACAGCAUGAACCCCAACAACGUGUUCUCUCCCGUCCACUCUCCCCCUUCCCACCCCCAGCCGCCUUUCUCCCCCCACUCGCUGCAGGCUGAGCUUGAACGUAUGUGCAACAUCAACGUCGGCCUCGUCAACGACCUGAAGACCGAGCGUGAGGCGCUCGCCGCAGCCAAGGUCAAGACCGAGAAGGCAGAGGCAGAGGCUCGCACGUACAGUGGCCGCGCGUUCGACUUCUUCCAGCAGUUGAUUAUCGAGCGGUCGGCGCACGAGCAGAGCCGUGACAUGCUCGACGCUAUGCGCGAGGACAUUAAUGCGGGCCGGUUCAGUAACACCCUCGCCAGGGAGAAGGCCGAGGCUCAGGUCUUCACCCUCAAGUCUCAGCUCCAGGAGGAGGAGGAGAAGACCACUGAGGCCACGCGCCGCCUCGAGAUGGAGUGCCUCGACCUCUCUCUCGAGCUCAGAGCUCACGAGGUUACGCGCAGUGAGCUCACUCACGUCCGCGACAGCACCAAGAAGAAUGAGGACGAGUACAAGGCCCAAAUUGCUGCCCUAGAGUCCCGCAUUGCCGAGAUGACCCUCCAGUAUGACGCAGUCAAGUUCCUCGUGAGCCUCGAAAAUCAGCCCAAUAUUGAGGAGAUUGAGGCCCAGGCUACCGGGCUUAAGGUCAAGGACGAGACCAAGGACCUGGGGUCCAAGGAGAAGAAGAACCGCGACAAGAAGAACCAUCGUGUUCACCGGAAACUGCGCGAGGUCACCGGCAUCUACUUUGAGUAG